This is a messenger RNA of Armigeres subalbatus, 3710 nucleotides long. It is a transcript of the gene Pep, whose product is annotated as zinc finger protein on ecdysone puffs. The transcript is spliced from 6 exons. Gene Ontology annotation, cellular component: nucleus. The record is from RefSeq and is a predicted model, not a curated record. Lineage: Eukaryota; Metazoa; Arthropoda; Insecta; Diptera; Culicidae. Bases 221 to 2104 code for a protein of 627 amino acids.
GAGAGAACCUUUACAACCGGCUCCGGUUACGUAUAGGGGAUCGGUUCACUUUGGCUUUCAAUUGAUUUUGUUCUUUCGCGGUGUCAAGUACCUUUUCUCUCAAGAAAAUUUCAAAGAAAGUGUCUCAGUUUUUUCAAGUGUUUUUUUCCUCGUCAAGAAAAACUCUCCAAGCAAGAAGCAGUUUGAUUCUAUAGCAGAUCAAUAAAAACCCCGAGCAACAAUGGCUUAUCGAAACAAUAACCGUCGCAAUGGAGGUGGUGGCAAUUUCGGCAACAACUACGGUGCUGGCCGAAUCAAUCCUUGGGACACGGGUGUGGGCGGGGGCCGUGCCAACAAUGAUGCCCUCACGUUGGCAAACAGUUUGAUCAACAAUUUACUACGCAAUCAAAACUCCAACCAGGUGCCGCCGUCGCUCCUGGACGGCGUCCAAUCGUCCCGAUUCGACGAUAUGAAUGGAUUCAACUUCAUACGGAAUCGGUAUGGCAAUAACCGUAAGAAUAACGGCCCCCAAAAAGGUGGCAUUCGUAAACCGGAUGCAUUCACCCGUUCCAAGAAUGUUCUGGCCAAAAAUUCCCAUAAUAAAAACAAAAACGAUAACAAUUCGAGCAAGAAAGAGAGCAACAAGCAGGGAGCAAAUAAGAAAGGCAACUCGAGCAACGCUGGAAACAACAAACAGUCAAAGACAUCACCUUACGCCGAUGUUUCGAACGAGUUCUUGUACUGUCACAUGUGCGACAAGCACAUGUACGAUGCGACGUCGUUCGAGAAUCACAUCACCGGUCGUACCCAUCGGGUCAUGAAGGAGAGCAUCGAGGAGAGCUACCGCAUGCGGGCCACCCUGCUCCGGCAGGAGGCUCGCAUUGCCGAGCAGCUGAAGACGAUUGAAAUCGACCGACUGAAGCGCAUGGGCAAGGCCAAGAACUACUCCAAGAUGCGCGAGUACUGUCCGAUGUGCGAGCUGUUCUUCUACGGACACAUCAUCGCUCAUCGGCGGUCCGAGAAGCAUCUGGAUCUGAAGAAGUUCUUGCACCCGAAGUGUGACGAAUGCGAACUGGAGUUCCACAACCGCACCGAGCAUGAUGACCAUUUGCUGUCUGUGGUUCACAUGAAGAAUUGCAAGACUAAACCAAGCCGACUUGACAUCGAGAAGAAAGCAAAACAAUUGAUUAUCUCCACUGCUAAUGAUGAAUUGCUAGACAUUCGUGAAGAAACGGCCCCGAAAAGUAAGAAGAAGGACAAAGAGGCUGCCUCUUCGGCAGCGAAAAAAACCGAACCAAAAGCCUCGACUGCUGCGUCCGAAUCCACGGAGAAUGGCGAUGCCGCCAAGGAUUCGGAAACAGCUGCCGAGAAGCCCGCUACGGAGGAAGGAGCUGCGGACGCCAAGAUGGAAGAAGACGUCCCGGAGGAUGAGGUCGUCAAAGAUGAAGAGAGCGAAGAUUGUAUUCUGGACUACAAGCCUGGUGAUGAAAUUUCGCCGGAAAUUGACAACAAGCUGCCACGGUACAAGAAGAACCGUGCGCUCGGCGUGAGCCUGAUUGGCAAGCUCGAGUGCCACGAGUGUCGCAUCUGCUUCAAGUACUUCGACGACGAAGCCACCGGGGAAAUCCAUGCCCGCACGCACUCCCACUAUCGUGCGUUCAUUCGCUUCCUGAACGAGAAGGCACAGGAGGUGCGUAUCGCUCAGAAGCGUGCCGCCGUCGCACUGGAAGAGGCUGAAGCCGCCAAGAAGCAGAAGCUGGCUGCCGAGGAGAAGAAAUCGGAGAACAGCGAGGCUGAGAAGAAGGAUUCAGAGCUCUACGACCCAUCGGAAGCUACUGGUGAAGAAUCCGCUGAUGCCAGCAUGGCCGACGACAGCAAGAGCGAGGAGGCCAACGGUAAUAGUGAAUCUCAGACAGAGCCGAUGGAGACGGAGAACGCCGAAGCGAAUAAGGGCGACGGGUCCGCCGCCGCGGAUGACAAAUCCACCGCCUCCUCCGGCGAUGCCAGCAAGGCCGACGAUGCCUCCAAGGAGGACGGCAAACCGGAGAAGGACGGAGAGAAAACCCCCGCCAAGAGCCGACGGGGACGUGCCGGACGUUCCGGUCGGUAUGGCGGACGUUACUAAAAAGAACCCGAAAAAAAAAGUUUAAACUCAGAUUCAUCACCAUUUUCAGCUUUUGAAGAAAUGAUAUAAAAGAAAGUUUUUUGUGCAAACUCAACGGAAAUUUUCAGAGAGGUUCUGGAAUUCAAAUACAAGUUUUAAAUACUGCAAUUGAAACCACACUAAACCACAAGACACUUUCAAAGUAUUCUUCUACUUUUAUUCUAUCCAACUUUCCAAUUCAUGAUAAAGAUCGUAAAAAAACGCAAGGCAAAUACAGCAUGUAAUUCCUUUCAAUGAAUUAACCAGUAACAUUAAUUGUAUUUAUUUGUGUUUGAUCACAUUAUUAUCAUUUUUCAUUUAUGAUUCUAGAUAGGGUGAAGCACCCACAAAGCGUACUGUUACGUGUCCGCAAUAUGUUCAUCAAUAAUUUUAUUACUAAGCUGUAACGCAAAGCAAGGAGGAAAUAAUAUGCAUAAAUAUUUAUAGACAUCCAAGAGAACAUGUUCGUUCGAUAUCUGGAAAAAUAAUCACCACAUUCAGAUCAAACAAUAUUUCUAAUAAAUGUGCACUCGAAGGCUUCUGUGUCGUCUAGGCUUUCAAUUACCAAACGCGCACGCACAACAUAAAAAGGUUCGUGCAAACAUUUAAUGCAAAUAAUUCAACAUGUCCUCGAUACUCCUGGAAGGCGGGUGCACAUUCUUACGUAUUUAUUAGUAUUUUAUGGGUAAUUGUGUAAUCUGUCAAGCAGCUGAUCCAACUGAUAGGCAGCAUGCGACAUAUUUAAUGAAACAAGAAGUAUAAUAUAUUCUCUGAAAUGUAAGCAAAACAAAAUCAUGUUUAACAUACAAACACUAAAUUCUCGGUAUCGUUAAGUAAUCCAACCACUAAAAUAACAAUGAAAAAGAAAAAUGUAAUUGUAUUUCACAAAAAAAAACUGUAGUAGCAUUGUUGUGAGGAGAGUUGAAACCUCUGCAGUAAAAAAUAAUUGCUUCUCUUUGUGUAGUUACAGCAAAAGCAAAAACACUUAAACUAUUGUGCAUCAAAUUUAAUGAGUUUUUCUCUGCAAUAUUCUGACAGAAGAGAAUUUAUUUGUAUCUUUGGAUGAACCAGCAAACAAUGCGGACAGUUUAGCCAGAUCCAGUUUAGACAUUCUCGAUGUACACUCAAGUAGCUUCAGUCGAAACUUAUUCUCUGGGUGCCACCCGAAGGUGUAUGGUGAAAACACAAGAAAGGUCUGCUGUAGCCGAAGACGAGCUGACACCGCGUUGCAUGCCAAUGGUCGUAGCAAUACAUUCGUUCAAAAGAAACCUGAUGAAGAAUUUUGUGGGAUAAAGAUGUUUGAGAUUCAGAGAAAAAUUAGUUAUUAGCAGCAUGCAUCCGUCAAUGCAUCCCUUAAAAAUAUUGCGAGUAAAAGAUAUUCAAAAAUAAUAUUCACAGCAAGCAGAACAAAUAGAAGAAUGAUAUAUGAAAAUACACGCGCCAUCACUGAUAAAACUAAAAGCAACCGUGAAAAAAAAACAAAUACAAGCAAACAAAACAGGUAAUUGAGCAUAAAUUGUAAAACCGAGAUUGAUCUUCUAGUGAUUGACUAAAAUAAAUCGAACAAAAAUCUGAGUUUAAAACAAAA